Messenger RNA from Carya illinoinensis, 1182 nucleotides. RefSeq lists its product as uncharacterized. The transcript is spliced from 3 exons. Bases 1 to 1182 code for a protein of 393 amino acids. The record is from RefSeq and is a predicted model, not a curated record. Gene Ontology annotation, molecular function: nucleic acid binding; RNA-DNA hybrid ribonuclease activity. NCBI's taxonomy places the organism in Eukaryota, Viridiplantae, Streptophyta, Magnoliopsida, Fagales, Juglandaceae.
AUGGAAUGGGAUGAAGCUCUAAUUCAUGAUAUCUUCGAAGAAGGGGAAGCAAACCAGAUCUGUAGCAUUCCAAUAAGUAAAAUGGGGGUGGAGGAUAGAAUUAUUUGGAUAUACACGAAGGAUGGUCUGUUUACUGUUAGGAGUGCAUAUCAUGUGGACAUGGACAGAAAAAGGAAAAGAGAGGGAGAGCCUUCUGAGGUAGUGUCCAAUGGGGCUGAAUGGAAAAGUAUAUGGGAGAUGAAUGUGCCAGGGGUUGUAAAGCAGUUCAUUUGGAAGGCAACAAACAAUAUUCUUCCCACACGAAAAUUCACAAGCCCAGUGCAGAAAUGUGCAGUUGCAGAGCAUAACUUCCUAGAACUAUGGGGAAAGCUCAUCAACAGGUUCAAUAGAGAUGAGUUAGAAGAGAUAGCAACAACCAUGCGCAGAAUAUGGCUAAGAAGGAACCUUUUCAUUUUUGAGCAGAAGUUUUACAGCCCACGAGAGUUGGUUUUGAAGACAAAUGAAGGGUUGGAAGAUUUCAGAUCAGCCCAGAUAUUACUGAAGGAAAACAGACCAGGUGGGAUGAGGGGUAGGCUAUGUAGGAGAUGGAAGAAGCCUGGAACAAAUGAAGUCAUAGCCAAUUGGGAUGCUGCUCUAGAUACAAAGAACAGGACUAUGGGAAUGAGGAUUUUCAUUAGAGAUGCAAAUGGAGAAGUUCUAGCCUCAGUUUGCAGCAAGAGGCUCAAUGUUGUUCAUCCAACACUUGCUAAAUGUCUUGCUCUUUGGAAGGCAAUUGAAGUCUGUAAGGACCUUGCCCUUUCAAAGGUGAUUUUGGAAGGUGACGCAGAAGCAGUAAUCAAGAAAGUGAACAAUGUGGUGGAGGACCUAUCAUGGAUGAGGCAUAUAAUUGAAGAUGUAAAAAUAGUUCUAAAGGGUAGGAAGGACUUGAAGGUGAGGUUUAUACUGAGAGAAGGAAAUAAUGUAGUUCAUUUAUUGGCAAAGCAUGCUUUAACAUUAGAUGGAGAUGUUAUAUGGAUAGAGGAGGGGCCAAAUGUAAUUACAAGCUCUCUUAUUAGAGACAAAAGUUACUGUCCGCUGUCAGAUGGUGAAGCUGGACAAGAAGCAAAUGGCACCAAAUUAAGUAAAGAAGCAGAAGCUCUGAAAGUCGAAAACAAGAUCAGAAGUGGACAUAGCAAGGCUUGA